Penicillium soppii is the source of this 1146-nucleotide messenger RNA. Its product is annotated as class I SAM-dependent methyltransferase. The record is from RefSeq and is a predicted model, not a curated record. Gene Ontology annotation, cellular component: endoplasmic reticulum. Gene Ontology annotation, molecular function: sterol 24-C-methyltransferase activity. The transcript is spliced from 2 exons. Bases 1 to 1146 code for a protein of 381 amino acids. Gene Ontology annotation, biological process: ergosterol biosynthetic process. NCBI's taxonomy places the organism in Eukaryota, Fungi, Ascomycota, Eurotiomycetes, Eurotiales, Aspergillaceae.
AUGGUAUCACCAACCCUGCUAGAAACACCGCGCGACCCGAUCCGCGGCCGGGGCUCAGAAAGCGACAGCUCGCUGGACGAGAUCGCCCAAGAGAAACAAAAACACAAUGCCCUCACCACACCCCAAGACCUGAGCGACUCUGCAUCUCCGAAACGCUGGAAAUCCUUCUGGACGGCCUUCCGCCACCUCCAGCACCUAACCCCGAAACAAGUCGACGACUUCAUGGCCUCCUACGUCAUCUACAAUCUCGACUGGUCCAACAAAGCUCAAAUGACCGCUGAGCUGGGCCCAAACUACCAGGAAAAAGUAGGCGACUGUCUCAAAUCCUACUACGGCGUCCUCAACCACCUCUGCGCCCUCGGUGACGUCGAAAAAAUCCCCAAGGCGAAUGUCCUUGAGAACCAGAUCCUGUACGAGCGCUCAAUCGCACAGGACGUCGGCCUGGGGCCGGGCAUGAAAGCGCUCGAUCUGGGCUGUGGCCGCGGGCGUGUCGCGGCACAUAUGGCACAGCAUACCGGGGCGCAGGUGACAGGGCUGAACAUCGAUCCGAACCAGGUCGAGCAGGCGGCUGCGUUCAACGCCGAGCUGGGGCUGCAUAAUUCGUUCGUCACGCAGGACUUCAAUGAUCUCCCGCUGCCGUUCGAGGACGGCUCCUUCGAUGCUUUCUAUCAGAUUCAGGCUUUGAGUCUGUGUAAGGAUCUGCCGGCGCUGUUCAAGGAGAUUUUCAGGGUUGUUAAGCCUGGUUCGAGGAUUUCUUUGCUCGACUGGAUUAGUCUGCCGGCCUAUGAUGCGGGGAACCCUGAGCAUGCGGAGUUGAUGCGUCGCGUCAAGCCAUUGAUUGGGGCUGUUGGGACGCCGACGCAGGAGACUCUGGAGGCUGCGCUUGUUGAGGCUGGAUUUGAGGUUGUCAAGUCGCAAAAUGCUAGUAUUGAUGGGCUGCAGGCGCCGCUUAUUGAUACUGUUGAUGUUUAUUUCCGGACGCUGCGCCAGGCUAUCCUUGCGCUGGUUAAGGUGCAUGUUCUGCCGAAGCAUUUCAAGACUUUGAUUAAUCGGCUUUGUUUGGAUGGUCAGGCGUUUGUGAAGAUGGAUCGCAUGCGUCUUGCGACGACGAGUUAUAGUAUCAUUGCACGGAAGCCGGAGGCUUAG